Rhagoletis pomonella (apple maggot) is the source of this 3342-nucleotide messenger RNA. RefSeq names its product gastrula zinc finger protein XlCGF57.1 (gene cg). Gene Ontology annotation, cellular component: nucleus. Gene Ontology annotation, biological process: regulation of transcription by RNA polymerase II. The record is from RefSeq and is a predicted model, not a curated record. Lineage: Eukaryota; Metazoa; Arthropoda; Insecta; Diptera; Tephritidae. The transcript is spliced from 11 exons. Bases 1 to 2178 code for a protein of 725 amino acids. Gene Ontology annotation, molecular function: DNA-binding transcription factor activity, RNA polymerase II-specific; RNA polymerase II cis-regulatory region sequence-specific DNA binding.
AUGCCAUAUCUACUGUCUACAGAUGGAGCUUUAACUGUGCAAAAAGAUGUUAAAGGGGGAUUGACAGCACAGAAAGGUGGAGUUGUUCGUCGGAUGUUUGUCGUAAAUGAACCGUUUGCACCAGGAGCUCAACGAGUCAUAACUGCAGGUACUACUACACCAUCGGUGGUGAAGAAACAAGACCAACAACAAGUGCUCAGUAUUAACUGCGACAAAAAUUACCUACUUGUAGAUCAAUCAGAUCAGUCACAUUCUCUGACUAAUGGUAUCGUCGACACGAAGUCACAAACCAUUCUAACAACAGCUGGCGCUAAAACGCAUUUCAGUCCCAUCGGGCCGAUUCAUCUCACUGCAGAGGAAUGCAACGAGAUAUUAAUGAAACGAGCGCUUGCCGCAUCUCACCAGACUCACACGAUCACUACUCCAGACGGACAUGGGACGACAAGUGACAUUUUGCCGGGGAUUUCGGUACAAGUUCAGAAAGUUAUUCAAGGUUUAGAGGAAACUGAAGAUUCACAAGGGGAUGCACCCAACUUAAAGUUGGAGCCUGGUACAUUGGAGCUAUCUCCUAAAACUGAGUUGCAAGAUAAUAUGAACUAUAAUGAGAACGAUGCUACCGUUAAGAAAGAGCGUCCAUAUAGUUGCGAUGAAUGCGGCAAGUCGUUUCUCCUGAAACAUCAUUUAACAACACAUGCGCGGGUACAUACAGGCGAGCGGCCGCAUGUGUGUGUGCAUUGCAGCAAGAGCUUUGCUCAUAAGCAUUGCCUUAACACGCAUCUUCUUUUGCAUUCAACUGAUCGACCCUUUCAGUGCACCGAAUGCAAGAAAAGUUUUACUUUGAAACACCACCUGUUGACACACUCACGUGUUCAUAGUCGUGAUCGGCCAUUUAUUUGCCCCGAAUGUGGGCGCACGUUCCCCUUGAAGCGGCAUUUAGUAACACAUAGCAAAUUUCACGCUGGUGAACGACCAUACGUGUGUGAAGAAUGUGGAGAAAGUUUUGCUCAGGAGAAUCACUUAAUAAUGCAUUCACGUUUUCAUGGAUCUUUGAAUCCAUUCGUAUGUCCAGAUUGCGGCGCUACUUUUCCACGCAAAUUCCAGUUGGUGAACCAUGGUCGUAUACACGGAAAAGUGCCACACUCCUGCACCUUGUGUGGCAAAGAGUUUUUACAAAAGCGUACGUUGGUAUCUCACAUGAGGGUUCACACUGGCGACCAGCCAUAUCCAUGCAUUAGUUGCGGGGAAGGAUUUAUGUCGAAAGCCGAGCUAAAUCAGCACGUACGAAACACACACGGAGGCGUAAAUCCAAACUCUUCGAACACUGCGGUAAAUUCUACGCAGCCUCAACAUCAUACACAACAACAACAACAGCAGCAGUCGCAACAGCAGACGCAAGCGUCACAUCCACAAACUAUUACUGUUGUCAGUAAUUCAGCGAAUCCAGCAUUAUUAACCGUGGCCGGCAAUGAUAAUAAUCUCGCUCGUCCCCAAUAUGGGUGUCGUGAAUGUGGAAGUGCCUUUAAUAGUAGAGAAGCUUUAGCGCUUCACUUGCGAUUGCACACCGGUGAUAAGAGCCUUAUGACUGAUUUGUGCGCAUUAACUGCGGCCUUGCCUGGUCACUUCCUCAACACAGGCCUUAACCCAGGUACUGCCGGAGUUGUGGCCACCAACCCCAACAUUGUGGCACAAAAUGCUGUGCCUGUGCAGAUUAUUUCAUCAACAGGUCAAGUCAUGACCCAAACUACACUCGUGCAGGCAGCCGCAGCAACACAUCCACAGGGAGUUGUUACCAGUGUACCUGGAGUGAUGCACCACCAACAGCCACAACAGCAGCUGACAAACACAGCGCCACAACAGCAUCAUCCACAACAGCAGCAGGUAACGCCGCCAAAGCCAAAGUCGCACUUUUGCGCUAGUUGCGGUAAAGGCUUUGCAGCCAAGCAUGGCCUUAUGCAACACAAUCGGCGACAUCCCAAUGGUGGUUGUACUGUUCGCACACAUGUAUGUGAAUGUGGCAAAGCAUUCUUCCAGAAGAAUCAUCUGAUGCUACAUCAGCGACAGCAUUUGGAGACGAAACCGCCAUCUGCUGCCACGCAACAACAGCAGCAGCAACAACAACAACAACAGCAGCAGCAGCAACAACAACAACAACAACAACAACAACAACAGGUGCGUUGAUUGCAUUGCUAAAAAUAAACAAAAAUGCUACGCAGCGCUGCGUAUCAUGCAAAAAUCCGCAAAACAGCAAAAUAGCAAAGCAGCAAAAUACGCAAGCCGGCUUUGCAACGCUUCCAUUAUAGUUUUUUACACGAGUUCGGUAACGUUACGCUGAGAUACAUAACCAACGCAUAACAACAAGCCAGAAUCCUCUUAUCAAACAACCAUGAAAUAAAACAGCAAAUGCAAAUUACUAACAUAAUGAAACAGUUUUUCUUUUUUCCACUUAGGAUUUAACGCAGCAGCACAGUCGCUCGCGAAAACAACAACAACAAGCACAAUCAGCUAUGUUGAUUGGUAAUCAUCAAGCACUACAUCUGCAAGUUCUGCAAGGCACCAAUUCAGCUCAUGUAAUCAAAUACGAAAUCAAUAUACCGCAGGAUAAUCAAAGUGGUUGAGCAAUUAGUUGAUGGCAUAAAAAUCGUUCGAUAUACCUACAUACAUAUAUAUUUCACACUAACAUAAGUACAGGACAAAAACGAAUAUAUUGUAUAUGUGAAUGGCGGCUGGGAGAAAGAGGGUUUGAUUGUACGGUACUUGGUACGGUAUUGUUUUCAUUUGUUUAAGUUUAUAUCCUCUUUGUAGUUUUUAAGCUGUAUUGUUUGGCUUCUUUUGUGUGCACACAUUUUACAAUUUCAAUAAGAAAUACUUAUUGUUUAUAUUUAUGUAAAUAAUUUGUUGGCUACAUUACGAUAUACAUUGUAUUUUUAAGUCCUCAAGACAAAAUUUAAUCAACAACAAACUCGUUUUAUUAAGCCAAUCAUAGAACCGAGAUAUACAUAAGUAGUAUAUAAUUAUAUGUAUGUAUUGUUUUGCAUUGCGAGGCAAUGGUUUUGGUAAAUAUCUCGUAACGAGUACUGAUUUGUACACAUUAAGUCAUACACUUAAAUGUAAGGAUCUUCAGUUGUGGUAAUCAUGUUUCGAUUUUUCUUACUCCUCGCCUUUGCCCUUUAAUAUACAUACGUACAUGCAUACAUAAUAUAUAUGUAUAACGAUAAGAGUGCUUAGAUUGUAAAUCAGAAAAGAAUUUCACCUUCAUACCGACAUUUUAUUUUAAAUUAAAAUGUCUGAUAAAUACUUAGUAUAUACAGUAUAAUGUUUAAUGUAAGCAUCUACUGAUUACAU